AUGGCGGCGGCAGUGCAGAGGAAGGAGACUGAGAGACGAAGGAGGCAGCAGAUCAAGGGCCUCUGCGCCAGGCUCGCUUCUCUCAUCCCCAAACAGCACUGUCACUCGUCCUUGGGAAAGAUGAAUAACCAGUCUGACAUCCUGGAUGCCGCCGUGUCGUACAUCAAAGAGCUCAAGGAAAUGGUGGAGCAGCUGGAGCAGCGCCGCCGCAGCUUCCCCGCGCAGCCCAUGGAUGCGACGGGAGGAGGAGGGGCCGGCGCAGCAUCGACAUCGGCGGUGGCGGCAAGCCGUGGCGUCGGGUCGGAAGAAGAAGCUUCCAACGAGGAGAUGGCGGCGGCGGCGGCGGCACCGGUGGUGCUGGCGCGGCUGCAGCCCCCAGACGGGUCGAGCCUGGACGUGACGCUGGUCACCGGCGCGCAGCAGCCGCUUCUGAUGCUUCCCGAGGUGAUCGCCGUGCUGGAGGAGGAAGGGGCCGAGGUUCUCAACGCCACCCUCUCCGUCGUCGCCGGCCGCCGAAUCUUCUGCAGCGUCCACUCCCGGGCCUUUAGCUCAAGGAUCGGCAUAGACGUUUCGAGAGUUACGGAAAGACUGAAAGCGUUGCUAUGA
This is a messenger RNA of Panicum hallii, 606 nucleotides long. Its product is annotated as protein IRON-RELATED TRANSCRIPTION FACTOR 2-like. Lineage: Eukaryota; Viridiplantae; Streptophyta; Magnoliopsida; Poales; Poaceae. The record is from RefSeq and is a predicted model, not a curated record. Gene Ontology annotation, cellular component: RNA polymerase II transcription regulator complex. Gene Ontology annotation, biological process: regulation of transcription by RNA polymerase II. Gene Ontology annotation, molecular function: protein dimerization activity; DNA-binding transcription factor activity, RNA polymerase II-specific; RNA polymerase II transcription regulatory region sequence-specific DNA binding. The coding region runs from base 1 to 606 and encodes 201 amino acids. The transcript has 3 exons.